AUGCUUUCUUUUUUGUUAGCCAAACUUUUUUCAAUCAUCAUCUUCCAAACCUGGAAUUUGCAUGGGUGUUCAGGACUUCAACUCAAAUAUAGUUUAUCAGGUGCCCAAGAUUAUCAUCAAGACCUUGAUUCAGCAUUUGGAACUGAAAGCUUUAAAAGUUCUUCUUCUGGAGGACAAUUCCCCCAAGAUCUGUGUGACUUGACACAAUACCAUAACAUAGGCCACACUCAGCAUCCUAAUGUUGCACAGGGAGAAAUUUAUGAUCCAAACAACCCACAUCAAUUUCCAUCUGGACUUUAUGGUAUGUACACUCCAGAACAAGGACACUUUCAGUGGCCUGAUAAUCAACAGACAGUUGGGAGUGAUUUCAGUUCAAUACAUUCAUUGGAUCCUCAAAGGAAUUCAGACCAUCUGGAAAGCAUGAAUUACAUCAAUAACAACCCUGGGCAUGGUUUAUAUACCCCUCAUGAUGAUUUUCUCUGGGGCCUGGACAACAUUCCAAUUCAUCCUCAAUUGCAUGGUGCAAGCUAUGUUAGAGCAACAGAUUUAGGUGAACUUUAUGAACCUCCUGAAUUAUCUCAAGAGAGUGCUUUCCUCUCAAGAGAAAUCAUGCCAUCACACUCAUCAGGCAAAGUUGUUCCUCUGCAAUCAAAGAAUCAGAAUCAAAAAGGCUACAUUGGAUUGGUUAAUGAAGAAUAUCCAACAACAUUGGAAGAAAAUGUGGAAACAGAUAAUACAGAAUUCUUUCAUGGAAUGGCCAUUCAUCAUACAUCUCAAUUAGAAAAAGGUUUAUACCAAAAUACCAGGCACAAUAGUAUGGAAGAGGCAAAAAGUAACACUCAGCAUGCAACAGAGGACUUUACAAAUACUCAAAACGACAUGAUUCCUGGUGGUCCAAGGUUCAAUUUUAUGUCAGCUCACAAAGAAAACAAUGUAUAUGAUCAGCCACAUUGGGAACAUCUACAACAUGAACAUGUCUCAAUGACAAAAAGCCUCAAAAAUGCUGUCAGUUUUGAAAAUGAACAACAGUCUCAUCAUAUCAUUGAUCCAAUAGAAAUUAUCCCCAACCUUGAUAAACAUACCAAGACAAUAACAUCAUAUUCAAGGGCAGACAAUACAAAUGACAAUCAUUUUAAAGAACAGGAAAUCAAUUGUAUUAGUCAAUCACAGCAACUUUCAACAACUGACACAACUGAUAAUUGUGUUCAAUCAUUUACACAUGACUCAACCAACCUACUGGAAAACUCCUGGCUGAAAGAAAUAUGUCCAUACUUGUAUAGUGAUUCAUACCCAAUGGGUAGACCAUGGCCAGAAUAUCAUAUCUCUAACACAGAAGAGAAAGAACCUACUGUGGGACUGAAGAGUGACAGAGGCCCAGAAAAUAAGUUUAUCCACACUGGCAGGGAGAAUCCAUUUGGAGACAAUACACACACAAUUCUUACAGACAACAUCACUCAUGAUGGAUCUGAGUCUAAUUGUCAAGAAACUCCAGUUGUAAUAGGACCCCAAGUAACAGCACCAAAUAGGAACUUCCCUGAAGACAGAGAUAUUCCUUCUCUCAACAUCAACCACCCAAUGGAGAGUAAAUCAAACAUGGAAAUUCAUCAAAAAGAUGAUUCCAAUCAAAAAAAGAGGAAGAAGGGAUUGUGGGUCAAAACAAGUGCUGAAUCAUCCAGGAAAUCCAAUAAAAGGUUUAACACUAAUCUUGAUGUUGACCGUCACAAGAUAAUCAAUCAAACUCAACAAGAUAAGAUCUCUUCAGAAUCCUUAGACAAUGAUUAUAGUCCAAGAUCCAGUCAUCUUUUUGAAGAUAAUCCACCUGGUGCAUAUAUAAAAUCAGAAAUCCCCAAGUAUUUGGAAUUGAAAGAUCUAGACCAGUCCCAUCUAGGAAAACGGAAACUUACAAUUUCCAAAAACAUUGGCAUAAUGAAUGUGAAUAGAUCUCCAACUCUGUGCUAUGAGAUAGUUGAUUGGUUCCAUGAGAUAUAUAUGAGAAUAAGAGUACAAUGCAAAGAUGAUUCAGAGAUCAAAUCUCUAGGCUGUGCAGUUAAAAAUGCAUACCUUGGGAUUGUAAUGCCUUUUUUUGGUAUUCUCAAAGCCUUUGAGUAUGAUGAAAGUGGGACGCAUGAUAUUCAAAUGCUUCUGAAUGAUGGAUGGAAGUACAUUAAAAAUAUUUUUUCUCAUUGGAAAUCUGCAACACCAGAACAUUUUGAAUUUGGAAAGAUAACAAAGUUUGGCAAGGCUUCUGACAUCUUGAUUUCAGGUUGGCAGCUAAAAUAUCUGAAAGGUAUUUCUGGCCCUGUUUCAAUACCAUUCUCACUGGUUAUGUCCAUUGUGCAUAUGUGGUCAAAAGAUCAAUGGAACUCAAGGAUUCCAGAAGAUAUAAAUCUUGGCAGAUUGAUGGAAGUAAAUGAAUCUGACACAAGUUCAAGAGAAGGUGGAUUAUAUUCCAGGAGUGGAAUCAGGAAUGACGCAUUCUGGGGAGCAGAGCAAUUUUCAAAAGAUCACUGGUAUCUAAUUGGGAGUGCAGAACUUCCAUUACCAAACAGGACAGGAAACAUCUACAAUUCAGCCCAGUUUCACACAAAUAUUGGCAGAGGAAUGUGCAAGAAUGUGCACUCUUAUUUUGAAAAGCUGAUCCGUGAUCUAAUAGGACGUUACAAGGAACUGAACAAUGACAGUUUUUACACAACUCCCAAAGGAGUCCAUAUAUCUAACACCAUGCAUUCACCAAACCUUGAUUUGAUUGUUCAAGCAGUGAGCAUUGCACAGUACAAAGUCACUGUUCCAUACAUGGGUGCACUGAGGCAUUUUUAUAAAAGAUUGUUAUCUGAGGAACAACUUGAGAUCUUGCUCAUGAAUGCAUGGAUCUUUCUCAAAGAAAUAUACUCUAAAUGGAUUUUGUUGGAUUUUCAGCCAAACAAUCUUGAACAACUGUUUCAGUCCAAAGGUAUUGGAAAUUUUCAAAUACAUAGAUCAACAGAUCCUGCAUAUAUGUUCAAGAUUCAUUUCAAACUCAACAAAUCAAGAACCCCAAAGAGCCUUGUUAUUCACCUUCUUAACUCAUGGAGCAAGAUGAUAACCAAAAGUCAAAAGGGAUUAAGAGAGUCACAGAGGUUUUCUGCAAUAGGAUUUCUAUUCACACCAUUCAAUGAGGAGGAUAUUUCACAUUUGUGGUGA
Messenger RNA from Melampsora larici-populina 98AG31, 3180 nucleotides. RefSeq lists its product as uncharacterized. NCBI's taxonomy places the organism in Eukaryota, Fungi, Basidiomycota, Pucciniomycetes, Pucciniales, Melampsoraceae. The record is from RefSeq and is a predicted model, not a curated record. The transcript has a single exon. Bases 1 to 3180 code for a protein of 1059 amino acids.